UCACUCUCUUUCUCCAUCGCCGUCUCACUCUUCCUCCCACGCGUACCCUUGUCUGCCCUAAUUCUCUUGACCGUUCGUUCUUUCCUCUUCUCUCUCCUCUUGCGUCUCCUCAGGGCUCUGGUGGACAUCCUGCGGCAUCAGUCCAGUCCCGUCCAGCAGGGGGAGCGGAACAACAGCACCGUCCUCACCACGGCCACCAGCGGCGAGGGCAAGCUCGGACGCCCGCCCAAGAAGCUCUACACACCUGUGCUGCCCAGCAAGGACAACCGCCAGCGCGCUCCCCGUAUGAACAACGUCCAGCUGGCGCCGACGAGCACGCUGAUGUCCAGCAAGCACGGCAGCAUGGGCCGGCCACCCUCCUCGCUCUCGCACUCCUUCCACAACCUGGCCCAGCUGCCCCCGUCCUACGACGUGGCCAUGAGGCCGGACAUCAGUCGCUACUGCUCCCUCAAGAGACUGGAGAAAGACCUGGAAGACUACUCCAGCUACAGUACCUCUAAACGGCGGCCCAACAACAUGCCCCCAUCCUUCCAUUCCUCUCAGCACCAUCUACCCUGGGGGGGCGACUUCACGCUCGGAGCCCGGGGCACUCUCCCCCUGCACUCCUCCCGCUCUCGCAUCCACCUGCCGGCCACUCCCAACCCGUACCCUCUGCCCCCCUCCCAGUCGGCGUACCACCCUGGUAUGGAGCCUCUGUCCCACCCCCCGCGCCGGGUCAUGUCCCAGGACCAGCUGCUGGCGCUGGGGGAGGGCAACACGCUCUCCCGCCUGUCCAAGAACCAGCAGCACCCGUACUACAAAGCCAUGACCACCAGCAAGAGCUCCACCGGCGGCACGCUGCGCCGCUCUCACGAGCGCCUCCUGGUGUCGCCCGACCGGCUGGACGAGCGGAUCAGGAUGCCGGCGGAUUUCGGCGGAUAUCCGCCGACCCUGCCGCGCCUCACCAGCCACCAGAAGGCCCAGUCGCAGCAGAACGUGUGCGUCACGCCGUCCAUGGACCGCCACCACAUGAUCAAGAUGAACUCCCACCCGUCGUCCGGCCGCGACAUGGAGCGCAGCCACCCCACGGGGGGCACCAUGGGCUGGGCCGAGAGCGGACACAGCUCUAGCGGAAGCGGAGGAGGAGGAGGGACUUUAGGCCACAACGCCAGACGGAUGGCCUUCGCCACCAAGCGCCAGAACACCAUCGAACAGCUCCACUACAUCCCCGUGGCGGGUGGCGGUGGCGGGGGAAAUGCAGGCCAGUCACUCCGAACAGGGAGUAAAAAUGAAGUCACCGUGUGA
This is a messenger RNA of Sardina pilchardus (European sardine), 1284 nucleotides long. RefSeq names its product shisa family member 7 (gene shisa7b). Gene Ontology annotation, cellular component: postsynaptic density; AMPA glutamate receptor complex; postsynaptic membrane. Lineage: Eukaryota; Metazoa; Chordata; Actinopteri; Clupeiformes; Clupeidae. The record is from RefSeq and is a predicted model, not a curated record. Gene Ontology annotation, biological process: regulation of AMPA receptor activity; regulation of short-term neuronal synaptic plasticity. The coding region runs from base 286 to 1284 and encodes 332 amino acids. The transcript is spliced from 3 exons.